CGACCUGAAGUUGGAGAAAUCCUGAGCCAUCCCAACUUCUGAGUGCGCCGCCCGUCCUCCCGAGCCCGGGCUGUAGGCGCCCCGGGGGCUCGGGGAGGGGGCGCAGAGGUGGCAAUUUGCGAAGCCGAGCAGCGGUGUGGACGGCGGGACUCGGGGCAUGGCCCAGCUGUCCGUGAUCCCGGGGUCCGCCACUGCGUGGACAGGUGAGCAGGCACCCCGCGGCGGCGACGGCUGGGGGCUCCUCACCGAGGGCGGCCGCAAGGAGACGGACAUGCGGGAGGCAGCGUCGCUGCGGCAGCAGCGCCGGAUGAAGCAAGCAGUGCAGUUCAUCCACAAGGACUCGGCCGACCUGCUGCCCCUGGACGGUCUCAAGAAGCUGGGCUCGUCCAAGGACACGCAACCUCAUAACAUUCUGCAGAGGCGCCUCAUGGAAACCAACCUGUCUAAGUUCCGAAGCAGUCGUGUCCCUUGGGCCUCCAAGACCAACAAACUCAAUCAGGCGAAGUCUGAGGGACUGAAAAAGUCUGAGGAGGAUGACAUGAUUUGGGUUUCUUGCCAGUGUGCUGGGAAGGAUGUGAAAGCCUUGGUUGACACAGGCUGUCAGCAUAAUCUCAUCUCUUCAGCCUGUGUGGAUAGACUGGGACUCAAGGAGCAUGUCAAAUCUCACAAGCAUGAAGGAGAGAAGCUUUCUCUACCCCGGCAUCUGAAAGUAGUGGGCCAGAUUGAGCACCUAGUGAUCACACUGGGCUCCCUCCGCCUGGACUGCCCAGCAGCUGUGGUUGAGGACAAUGAGAAAAACUUGUCCCUUGGUCUCCACACUCUCCGAUCCCUGAAGUGCAUCAUAAACUUGGAUAAGCACCGACUGAUAAUGGGGAAGACAGACAAGGAAGAAAUCCCUUUUGUGGAGACAGUUUCCUUGAGUGAAGACAACACUUCAGAAGCCUAACCACAGCCUGUCUGCACAUAUGCAUAUACACCGGGUUGACAGACUGCGAAAACUGGGUUUGAACCAAAUGCAGUAGCAACUUGGGGUGGACCAAGUCCUUUUCUCUAAUAGAAGCUCCAGGGGCUCCUUCCCACCCAGACCUCUCUAGACUUUAGUCUGUGCUUACAGAUCUUGUCUGGUUAUAGCCAUUGUUUUUUACUCCUUUGAUCGCUUAAUUAAUAGACCUUUUUGACACUGCCAGGUCUCACUUGUGGCCUAUUUCUCUGCUUUCUCCAGAAAUUUGCUUUUAUUAGUCAAGUGUAGGGGCUGCCAGGUUCUAUUUCUCCAUAGAUACACUUUCUUGUUUUCCUAUAGCUAAAAUGUUAUACUAAAUAGGAACCUGACCUUUACCUCCCUUUAGCUGUUUCAGAGAGGUGCAGGAUAUCUAUGUCUCAAAGUUAAAAUUUUCCUAAUUCGUUCAUUGAUUUCUCAAGUAUGAAUUGAUCUGAAAUCUGAAAGAGCCCAGUGAGAUAAGCUUAGUUCGACCCUUUAAUUUAAAGAUCCAGAGAAACAAGUGAAUUGUCUAAGCUCAUAUAAGCUGAGUCAGUGGCAAAAGGGACCUAGAACUCAGACCUGACAAGCCAAGGCUAUAUUCAUUCUCCCAUGCUGUUUCAUUUGUCUUCAAGCCUUAAGGAGUAGAAGAGGCGAGGGUUUGCAAAAAGGCAGGGUAGGGGAAGAAUAUACUUUAGGAAUAGGUGCUAGGAGGAUCUGGAUAGCCCUCCCUCUGGUGUACUAAGCCAUUAAAAGUCCCCUGCCCCCAAGCUGUCACAUUUAGGCCCUUAUCUUGCUGCCUAAAAGCUGAGGGUACAAAGAUAAAUGAGUAUCUUUUACCUUGAACUUCUUGGAGGGAAGAGGGGGAAGGAACCAGAGACAGAAGAACAUUGAUUGCUUUCUGAGAUGGAAUUGAAGGCUUCAGAAAAUAAGCUGGGCAUCAUUGUCAGAAAUGGAUACUCCUAAGACCCAGUCACCAUUUCUGCAUAGCCUAUUAUUUGUCUGCUCUGGAGUCAAGUAGCUGGGCACAGGAGUAGGAAAAGAUGACAAAACCCAGAGCAGAGCCAGAAUAGAAGGGAGUACUAGGCAGAACCAAUUGGUGGGAAGGCCUACAUAGGGAAACCUUUCUGGGAUGGAGGUCAGGAAUGAAACUUCCAGGUAGGGAGGGUUGGGAAAUUCUUCAGCUCUGUCCUGGUACAAGGAAAGAGGCAGGGCAGGAUUAAGGACAACCUUUUCUGACUGCCCAGUAUUUCCUGACCCCUCUCAAAGGGUUGGAGAUCACAGGGACUUCUUGAAGCAUUUUUGUUGGGGUGUCAGCUUGGGCGUACAGAUACCUAUAAUGGAAUUUCACCUUCAAUUUGGUCAUAGAAGUGCUUGGAGAAGUCAGAAAAGUAGCCAGCUGUGAGGUUCGCAAGUCUAUCCUUGAUUCAUAGCUAUAGUUCCCAGAGUAUUUAAUGGAUCCCACUUUGAACUUUGCCAGGUCCCACCAACAAUCGCGUCUAGAGUUCAUCUGCUGUCCCUACCGAACAGCUCAUCGGAACUCUGAAUGUUUUUAGCCUCACAGAAGCUCCCUAAAGACUAGAAGCUUGGUGAUCCUCAUUUGUACUGCAGCCACUUGUUCCUGGGUCAUCCCAGGCCUCUUCCUUAUUAGUCCCUAUAGAGGAAGUAAGAUGGAAAACUAACUGUCACAGUAGAGGAGUUCCCAUUCGAAGCUCAGCAAGGGUGAUCCCAGGUUACCAGACUUCAAUGCCCCCCCAGCUCCACUCCAUCUUCUUACCCAGGGAAGACCUGUGUCUUUCCAUCGAGGCUUCUCCACUCUCCUUUCCUACCUAUCAUGGCAUCACUCGGGCCUGCUUCUUAUCCUAGGACUGAGUUGAAAUGCUUCACCCCUUCCUUCCCUAGUUGAAAGUUCCACUUAAGUCUUGACUCUUGAUCAUAGGUGAGCAUGUUGGAAGUUCCUUGACCUGGUUUAUCCUUGUUUGGAUUCCCUGUGGACCAGUGAGACCAGGAAUUCUCAGAUGCUGGAAAGAUGUGACUGAUUCUCGCCCUUUGAGUUCAGGAUUAUGUGGCAUCAGGGAUGAUCAGAUGGCCUUUAGUGAUCUUUCUGGCCUCUGAGAAUCAGUGAUUUUCCAAUUUUGGAAUGGAAAGAGUUGGGGCCAUCUGAGCUUAGGGUAUCAUAAUCUUACUCAGUGCAUCGAAAUUAUUUGAAUUCAUUAACCAAAUAAUUGUGCUUUAAACCACAGGCUUGAUAGAGUUAUCCAAAAAUGUUUAAUGACAAUUAUGGGAAAUCUUGAGCUUUACUAAUCUUUAAAUGCUGCUAAGUCGAUUACUCCAAAAGCCCUUGAUAUUCAUUAGAGAGCACUGGGUCUGCUUUUUAGGGGCUGGGAACGUAAGCAGGUAAGGUCAGUUCUUCCCAGAAUUCCAGGAAAUAUCUCCGGUGCCUCUGAUUGAGGGUGUAGGAAGAGAGUGUCUACAUAGGUCACAGUUCUGAAGAUAGGCAGUAGCAAGAAGUAACCCUGGAGAACUGGUACUCUUCUCAUUCCUUACUAGAUGUCCAUCUCAAAAACAGAAAGUUUGGAAAAUACUGUUUUCGUCAUUUGGUGUUUCUAUGCCUGACUAAUUUGAGAAACAAAUGAUUUUGACUUUUCUAUUUCCUUGCCUUGCACAGAUUCCACCUGGUAAGAUUUUCUACUCCUAGCUCAAAGUGUCUAUUGAAUAGAUUGCUUGGUAUGUCAACUGACCGCACUCUUGUGUAAUAGAAAUAUCUUUCCAGGUUGGAGACAUGGAGGAGAUGAACUGGAUUGCUCCCUCCUUCUGUAGCUAGGCUUCUGCAUUGGCACUUUAUCUACUCAGUGUUUCUGGCUGUGUUGGGUUUAUUUGUGAGAUCGAUGUAAAAAUAAAGUGAAAUCUUCCCCUCUG
Molecule: messenger RNA, 3895 nt
Organism: Rhinolophus ferrumequinum (greater horseshoe bat)
Lineage: Eukaryota; Metazoa; Chordata; Mammalia; Chiroptera; Rhinolophidae
Gene: NRIP3
Product: nuclear receptor interacting protein 3
Exons: 8
Coding region: 158-946 (262 amino acids)
Biological process (GO): proteolysis
Molecular function (GO): aspartic-type endopeptidase activity
Source: RefSeq, a predicted model, not a curated record